Molecule: messenger RNA, 3717 nt
Organism: Theobroma cacao (cacao)
Lineage: Eukaryota; Viridiplantae; Streptophyta; Magnoliopsida; Malvales; Malvaceae
Product: BTB/POZ domain-containing protein
Molecular function (GO): protein binding
Source: RefSeq, a predicted model, not a curated record
UGCUUAAAUCUUUCCUUAAACCCAUGAAAAUUGCGAAAGGAACAAGUCAGAAAUCGUUUCCCGGAAAAAAAAAUUUUCUGAAAUUGAAAUAAUCAGCCAUCAAAGAGUAAAGCCAAGAGAAAACUAAUGAAAUCAACAAAACGGGGAGCAGCAGCAGAUAGCAAUAGAGGAAGCAGUAGCAGUGGCCAUUUACACACUCUCCAUCAACGUCUGAAACAUGCUUUAAGUCUUGGCAACACCAGAUUGUGUGAUGAUAAAGAAAAGAAAUGGCAGUGUACGGAUAUAGAGAUUCAGAGGCAUGUAAUUCGUUCCCUUGCUGCUUUUCUUGAUUGUAUUUCUGGAGACGCCUCCCACCAUCGGCUUCUCAAGGAUUCACUCGCUGAUAUAGUUGGGGCAUUGGUGUGGAUUCUGCAAUGUAAAAGUGGAGCUAUAGUAGGCAUGGCAGCAAAUAUGGUAGUCAAGUUGAUUGGCACUAACAGUUCAAUGAUGCAAUUGUACUUGGCAGAUCUCAUCAAUCCUUUAUCAUCCCUGUUAUGUUCCAAAAAUGUAGAAGUUUCUACCUCCUGUGCCACUGCUUUGAACAUGAUCCUCUCCAAUCUAAGUGUUAAGAGCGAGAAAGAAGUUUGGGAGAUAGUCAAAGAAGCAAAGACUGUUAUUCAAAUUAUUAGGAUUAUGCGGGAAUUUCCUGGUGGAACCUUGUCUAUUGAGUAUUUUCAAGAGAUGGCUUCCCUUUUGAGUAUGAUAUUGUGGCAGUGGCCUCCAUCUCGUUAUUCUGUUUGGAAUGAUCCUAUAAUGAUGAAAGUUUUAGAAGAUAGUUGCACAAAAUCUAAUGUCUCUACAAAAGUUGCAGUGUUGAAAUUGUAUUCUGCAUUAGCUCUAUGCAAUAUAGUGGCCAAGAAGCUUCUAGAAAAUGGAGAAACCAUUCUACCAAUGAUGGUCAAUUCGAUGGGUGGCUCAGAGCCUCUGUCAAUUAGAAUAGAGGGAUUUAGACUUGCCCAGCAUUUAGUGGCAGAUGAACAUCGAUGCAAAAUAAUGACAAGCUUACAUUCUGGGCCUCUAGUUAAAGCCAUUAUUGGAGGAAUGAGAGGAUGGAGCUUGGUCUCUGGAAAGAUUGCAAAUGAUCAGUUGUCUUUGCUAGAAGAGGCCUGUCGAUUGGCUCGAAUUACUCGGUGGCCAGGAGAACAUCACAUUUGCUUUUGGGAGGAAGGGAUUGACAAAGUCCUUCUUGAUCUGCUUCUUGAAAACUUUGACAAACAAGCGUCAGAACAUCCUUUGUCACGUGAGGAACAAAUGUCAAUUGCUCAGGAAGGCCUUGAUGCAAAUUUUCUUCUUGCUCUAAGGCCACACAUUUGGGAGAUUCUUGGAUGGCUUGCACUGCACUGUGCGAAAGAUUUUAGACCAAGUGCACAUCGAAAUGAGCUCUAUGUUGACAUCCUUAUCACAUGUGCAUGCGUGUCUUUUGUAGAAGCAAUUCGCAAAGGAUGCCAAAUAUGUGAAAAUGGUGAUACCUAUAGAAUUGAAUCAUCCUCAAGAUCAGUUUUAAUGAUGAUGCAUUCUCCCAGCACGUAUAUUGCAUCAAAAGUGAGGCUCAUCCUUUCUGGAGUUCUAGAGCCAAAGGGCAAUGAGUAUCUGAAACGCUUGCUGCAUUUACUAAAGUAUUCAUCAUCAACAAACAAUUAUGGAUUGCCAAACAUUCAUAAAACUGUCAUUGAAUUAGUUGGCUUGAUUUGUUAUUCUGGUUUGCCACAAUAUCAAAAGAAUGUUAUUGGAGGUGAUGGAAUGAAGACAUUAGUGACUCUUAUAGGACGGUGCUUGAGAAAUCAAGUUUCUAUUAGGAGUAGGAGCGUUGCCCCCCAUUUUCAUAGUGCAUUUUAUGAGAGGGCAUGUUGCUGGAUGACUACAGAAGAAUGGGAAGGAAAAGAUGCUCUUCUGUUCUACAGUUUGUGGGGACUAGCUGAGUUGGUACAGCAUUCCUCUGAUAUAAAUCAUACCAAAUCUCACCUAGUUGAGACGGUACAAGAUGUCUUACAUAAUGUAUCUGCUUCUGGACCAAGAUGGUUUGCUGCAUAUAUUCUUAGUUAUUUUGGAGUUUAUGGAUUUCCAAAUAAACAUGACAAAGGCUUUGGGAAAGCACUUGAAGAUAAGGAACACACAGAUGUGCAACUCUUUUUCGCAAAUGGUGAGUCUGUGAGUGCUCAUGGAGUUAUUCUUGCUGUUCGUUGUCCAUCAUUGCUACCUCUUGAGCAAUUUCCUCAUCAUGUAAAAGCAACCGAUAAUUUUAGAGUAAGAGAUAUUCCAGAGAAGCUCUGUCCAAAGUUCCGGAAAGAAAUUCGUUUGUCUGCUAAUGUUGAUCAGCAGGCACUACUGAAGUUGUUGGAUUAUGUUUACUUUGGUUAUCUUGAAGCAGGAGAAGAGCUUGCAAGGAAGUUGAAAACUCUAGCUAAGUGUUGUAACCUGCAACCUCUAUUCCUAAUGCUUUGCAGAAAGAUUCCUAAGUGGGGUACUCCUAUUCCAAGCUCUGAUCUCAUUCAUGCUCUUGGUCCUGUUGGGUUCCAUUUUGUGGAUGUAAUCUUGGAAGCUAAAGCAACUGAACGAAGGCCCUGGGCGUGCAGCUUUUGCUCUCUAUUGGUGCCUCACAUGCAUGCUCACAAAAUUAUAUUGCAGUCAAGUUGUAAUUAUCUUCGAGCCUUGUUUCAAUCAGGAAUGCAGGAAAGCCAUUCGCAAAUCAUAAAGGUUCCUAUCAGUUGGGAAGCAUUGAUUAAGUUAGUGCAAUGGUUCUAUAGUAGUGAGCUGCCAAAUCCUCCCUUUGGAUGUUUGUGGGACAAUAUGGACAUUAAGGAAAGGCUAUAUGAGCUGAAACCUUAUGUAGAACUUUACUGGUUGGCUGAAUUUUGGAUUUUGGAAGAUGUUCAAGAUGCCUGCUUCAGAAUAGUUGUAUGUUGCUUGGAUUCUGAUAGGCAAUUGUCUAUUGAAGUUAUUAAACUUGCAGCUAAUUUCUCUCUAUGGAAGCUAGUUGAGGUAGCAGCAGAGUAUAUGGCCCCCCUUUAUCAUAAACUACGAGACACUGGUGAUCUCGAAGAACUUGAUGAACUGCUAGUUGAUUUGGUUCGUGAUGCUUCUGUUAGGCUUUCUCAAGAUCGUGGUAAUUUGUCUGGAUGAUAUUGUCUACAUCCACAUAAUUCAGUCAACUAUGAGUGUAGGAUGCCUUGAAACCAUUUCUCAUACUUCCAAUGUCAUGCAAUAGCAGAUAUGGAUGUGCUUGAUCUGCCUGGAGAAUUUACAUAGUCGCCCACCUAAUUUUAUAUUCUAUAAUUAACCAAUGAAAAGAAAAAACAUGAAAGAGUUAUACAGCCACAACCUUUUGGAUCCGUAACUCAGGUCUUUCUAAGCUAGAAAUGGUUCAAGUGUUAAUUUGGUAAAUAUUUCUUAAUUAUUAUUGAUUUACAUACUACUAAGGUGAAAUUUUGAGGAUGUGAUUCAUUUAGAAGGGUAGUAUUGAAGGUGAUUUAUUUGGUAAAUAGUUCCUUAGUAUUUGCUAUAUAUUUGUUCUAAGCAGCUUCUUUAUCAAGGCUGGGAAGCUUUUCUUGUUUAUGUUGUUGUACAAGAAGUAAGAACUAUGAUACAAUGAUGUUCCUAUUGUUGGAGAAUUUGUAUGUGUAUUUUGUAGUGAACCACCCUGUCUUGCCACUUGAAUGUAAAAUUGAGUUUGUCGUUUGA